CUGCGAUUAUAACCAGUUUACCAGUUAUAACGUCAAAACUGCUCCGUUCCGUUGUUCUCCGCGAGCCGCGACCGCGGUGGUGGAACAAGUGCCAUUUGUUCCUGUAUAUAUUAGUAUAAAUUCUUUUACGAUGCAUUGAGAAGACUUUUUUUUUCUACGCGAGUUGAACAUUCGCGUAAUCUCCAUCCCCCAGUGUCACGAGACCUCGUCUCGUUGUCUUUCAUGCGGAAAAACAUGGUAAAUGAGUUUUUUUCGUAAUGAAGAAAGUCAACGAGUUAUUCGCGAUUUUUAUCGUUCUGGAAUAUCUCUGUGGAAUAUGUACGACUCAGUUGCUUAUACACGUCAAAAAUCAGGGUGGUGACAUAUUUUUGGAGAAAAUAUCAGCAAAUGUCACUGAAGACAUGAUCACUCUGGAAUUCCAGAGGUCUGAUGGAACUUUGGUGACACAGCUCAUCGAUUUCAAAAAUGAAGUGCGAGUAAUAAAAGCACUUGUUUUGGGAGAGGAGGAACGAGGUCAAAACAAAUAUCAAGUGAUGUGUUUUGUCAAUCAUUUUUACAAAAUGGAUUUCAUAUCGUCGGACGCGAUGUCCAAAUUGCGUCAGAAAAAUCCAGGCACGAUUCGCGUAGCAGAAGAGGAUCGAGGACAUUCCAAUUACAGCAUGGAUCUUUUUCUCAAUGUUUCAAAGUCCAAAGUCAUAUCGAAGCACGUUAUAACGUUAUGUACCGAAGAAGCAGCAGCGUCGACUUACACGAGAAAGGAGGAUUUGAAACAGUGGAUUCAAAGGCCAGGUUCGUCCGAAACGGCCCUGACAGCGGCGGUACGAAGUUUCACAUCUUCACCACCGAGCGUUCAGUCAACGAACGUGACACGAGCUCAAACAGUGACAAAAUGUUCGGACACAGCAAAUCUAUGGGCCCCGUGCAUGUGUUCUCUGGAGCUUUGUAUAGGUUGGUAUCCCUGUGGUUUGAAAUUUUGCAAGGGCAAAACCGACGCGAAAAAAGUACCAACGACAUAUCGUUGCGGCAUUAAAACGUGUAAAAAAUGUUUCAUAUUUUCCUAUUACUCGGUGAUGAAACAGAAUUGUUUAUGGGACGAAUGACGUAUGGGGACGCGUUGAAACGCACCGAAAAUUUGAAACAUAAUACAAUCGAACCGGAUUAUCUGUUUACACAUUUUUACUAAAAAAUUUUCACAAAAGCAUUUUAAUCCUGAGAUUAGGAAUCAAAAGUAAGUUUCAACAUUCUAAAUAAUUGUACCCGAACAUUCCUUCGUACCGGUUUGAGUAUUGUUCAUUGUGCCAUUCGUUUUUGCAGCUUAUCGUUACGCUACGAAAUUAUUGAGAACAAAAUAUCUGGCAAGCUUCCCAUUGGGCGGGGAUCAAAUGUUGGAAUGACUAAAAUUUCGAGCAACUAAAAUCUCGAGUUUAUAAACUUCGAAUGAUAAUAUGGAGGCAGAUAGAUUCGACUAGAGCUUUGAAUGCCGAAAAUAAAUAAA
This is a messenger RNA of Venturia canescens, 1495 nucleotides long. It is a transcript of the gene oaf, whose product is annotated as out at first. Bases 258 to 1100 code for a protein of 280 amino acids. The record is from RefSeq and is a predicted model, not a curated record. Lineage: Eukaryota; Metazoa; Arthropoda; Insecta; Hymenoptera; Ichneumonidae. The transcript is spliced from 4 exons.